GAGGAAACGUAAGAGCGUCCAGAUCAACCAAUCAAAACCAACGUUUCAAUAAAACAUUUCUGCAUUCCUGGAGGAAAGAGACAGAAAAUAUGUGCAUGCUGAAAAUGAAGUAAAUUCAGAAUGCCUGGAGAUUCACGUAAAGAGUAUGUGUUGGCCACAACAGCCAAUUAUUUUGGUGUUGCUGUGUCCGAUGGAUCAAUUUCUGCAUUGGCUGAUUCAAGAGCCCUAAAUAAUUUUUUAGAUGAUGGUAAUGCCACAGUUCUAGCUGGGAAAAAUGAAGGAAAAAGGAUUAAUUUUUAUAACAAGGUUGAACCUAACGAAAAUAAAGAGCAGGUGAUAGUUUUCUUCAAGAUUCGUCCUGAUGUCAUUACACCAGAUAACCUUCAUAACAAUAUUAUUGUGUCGUCAAUGGUAGACUCUCCAUUGAACACAUUGUACCAUGCUGUCCAAAAGGUAUAUGCUCCACUCAUGUUGGAAGACGGGAAGUGGAGCAGAAAUCUGGAUCCAAAACUUCAAAGUUUGAUUAGUGAACUGGAAGCCGGUCUUGGAGCUGCCAUGAGGAAACAAGAUCCUUCAUUUAGAGGUAGAGGGAAAGAAGACGAUUCAGAUAACCUUGGAAGUAUUUUGAGCCCAGUAGAUGAGUUUCAGUACUGGGGAGAUUUGGCGAAGAGAGACGAGAGAGCUGCCACCUAUGUUGACCUAUUUAAGCCUGUAUCGAAGGACUUUGGUGGAUUGGAUGCCAUGUCACUACAGGAUGUUAUGGAGCUGGUAGAUAUUACCCAAGAUGCACUGGAUGAUGUCUGGAAAUGUAUAGAAUAUGACCUAUAUCCUGAACCAAGAAUGAAACAUUUCAUGGAUGUUAUUGGUGGCUCUCUGGGCCGAUAUAUACAGAGGAAGUUGUCUGAGGAAGAUUUAUGGAUGGGAAAAUUUGGUCCAGUAAAGGAGUCGUUGAGGUCUGCUGUAUCUAUAUGUGACAGGUGGCAAGGAGUUUGUGAAACACUGACCGGACAGUUCUGGAAACAUUUCAAGGCUCAUCCAUGGAAAGGGGAGAGAUAUACACCUGAUAACUUGAAAAAAUUAUCUGAGAGAUUAGAUGAGAUUUUAACCCUGAGAAUUGUUCAUGAACAACAAAUAAGAUUACUAAGUUCCCAAGAACAAAAGGAACUAAGAACUAAUGAGGCAUUCAACUCAUUUCUUGGAUUAAAUCCCCUCCAAUACAAUCCAUAUACACAACCAUUGUGGAAUGCUGCCGUAGCACAAUAUGAUAGAGUUAUGGCACCUGUUGAGCAGAAAAUUGCUGUAAAGUUGAAGCAACAACUGAAAGGACUUGAAGGUUAUCCUCAGCAAUUGUUGAGAGAGUUCCAGAGAUAUAAAGAAUUAAUCAAAAGACAGAAUAUCAACAGAGACAUGGUAUCUGAAAGGGAAACUUUACUUGGUCAGUUGACUGUACAAAUCAGAGAAGCUGAAGAUGACUUUCAGAAGAGAACAGGACAGAGAGCCGGGGGAAAAGGAAUACCUAAGGGAAAAAAUUUACCUGAAAUUGUCAAUUCUAUUGUAUAUGUUAGACAAACAGAAGCCAGGCUUGAAGAAACCAUGAAAACAGCUGAGACAUUGCUUGGAGAUUUGGCAGGAUAUAAAAAGUUCUACAAAGAUGGACAUGAUUUAUUGGAAGAACUUAGAACAUGGAGGAAUGAAUCAUUUGAUGACUGGUCCAGGGACAUUUUAGAUCAAAUAAAUGAUACAAGGAAUCCACUUAGUUUGGAAACCAGUGGAAGGCUGAUGGAAUUAAAUCAUAAAACAGGAAAGUUACAUGUGAACUAUGGUGACAGACUGGUAACCUUGAUGAGAGAGGUCAGACAGCUUGGGUCAAUGGGGUUUGCUGUACCAGCAAAAAUACAACAUGUUUCUAAUACAGCUCAAAAGUUCUACAGACAUGGAGUCGUUUUGAAACAGGUUGCUCAUUUCUACAACUCGAUUGACCAACAGAUGAUACCCAGUCAACAAGCUAUGAUGUUAGAUUCUGCUCUAUCUUUUGAGAAACUUGUCAAGAAUCCGAGAUCUGGAAGUAAAACUAAGGGAGAGAAUGUAGAGAUUACCUGGGACAACCCAGAGGAAUUAGAUAACUAUAUCCACAAAUUACAGAAAGCUGCCGAAAGACUUACAACAGAGAAUAGAAGACUAAGAAAGUCUCAUUUUACUAUCACUGAUAAGGUGACACAGAUGAUGAACAUUGACUUGUUACGACAACAACAGAAAUGGAAGGAUAGUUUAAUGGAUAUCAGACACAUGAUGGCUGGAUUGGUACAGCAAGGAUUUUCUGCUGACAUGAUGAAACCAUGGAAAGCCCACUGGGAUAGACAGCUGUAUAAGGCAUUGGAACAUCAAUAUCAGAUGGGACUGGAAGCUCUUAAUGAGAACUUACCAGAAAUCAAAGUAGAGCUCACAUACAGACAACAACAGUUACAGUUUAGACCUCCAUUUGAAGAGAUCAAGGCUAAAUAUUUCCGUGAGAUGAAGAGAUUUAUCAGCAUACCCAACCAUUUCAAAGGCGUGAGUGAAGAUGCUACCAAUCUCAUCUUCCCCGCCAUUAUAGACAGGAAUGCUGAAGGAUUUAUCACUUGUUACAAGAAAGCUGAUGUCUUAUUUAAAAGGCUGGAUGAGGCUCAGACUCAAUUCAAGGAAUGGGUGGUUUUAGGAGCUGUUGACUUGGACGACUUUGUAGAGAAACAUCUGACCCAGUUGUCUGACUGGGAGAAAAACUUCAAAGGUCUGAAACUGAGAGGAAGAGAUGCAGAGAAAUUGCCAAAUCAAGUUAAGAUAGAUUGUAUAACAGUGAACACCACACCAGUCAAAGGAGUGAUUGAUGAUCAUAUACAGAGACUGUUUGAUGCUCUUCUCAAUUCCCUGAGAAAGUCUAUAAGUACAGAGGUCAACACCAUAGAUAGCUUCCUGAAGGAGGCCAUGGAAACACUGUCCAAAAGACCACAAAGUGUGGAGGAGAUCGGGGAAGCCAAUUCUAAACAUGCUGAGUUUUUGAAAACCAAAAAAGAUGUUAGUCCCCUGUUUGAGAAGGCUGAAGCUAAGAACAAGUUGUUGAGGUCUGUAGCUGGUGGAGGAGUGGACUCAUUGAGUCAAUUACAAGCAUUCUGGGACAAAUUUGAAUUGAUGAUGGAAAGUCACCAACUGAUGGUCAAAGAACAGGUUGAAGUAAUGAAAAGCAAUGUUGACUCCAGGGUGAAGGUCUUUAAACAAGACAUUGAGAAAUUUGCUGCUAGAUGGCAUCAACUAAAACCUGGGGAUGACGCCUUAGAUGGAGACAGAAAGAAAUGUGAAGCUGCUGUUAAAGUGAUCAAAGAGAAGAAACAGGAGUGGGAGGAGCUAGAGAAAACCAAGGCUACACUAUUGACUGAUUGUUCUCACUUUGGUAUGGAGAUACCAGACUUUGAGAUUGCCAAUGAUUUGAAGCAGGAUAUGUCAGCAUUUGAGUCCAUGUGGGGUCUGUAUGACGAAUUCAACAAUGGUCUGCAGGAGCUAGCAAAGGAGGAUUGGAUCUCAUUCAGAGCAAAGACAUACAUGUUUGAGGAGUUCUUGGGUGGAUGGUAUGAAAAACUGAAAUCAGAGGAAACCACCACAAUGACUGUCAAGAUACAGAAAGAUAUUGAUAAAUACAAGAAUGUUCUACCCGUCCUCAAGUGGGUCAGAGGUGAACCAUUGUCACAGGACCAUUGGUUAGAACUGUUUAGACUGCUACACAUGCCAAGAGGGACAACCCUGGAGAAACUGACAUUUGGACAUGUUCUGAAUUCCAGCGAUGAAAUCAUUAAGAAUGCUGAUGUGCUAAAGGAAUUGAACCAAAGAGCUCAAGGGGAGGUAACUAUCAGAGAAGCCAUUAGAGAGUUAGAUCUGUGGGGAGCUGGAGCAGUAUUCUCUAUGACAGAGUAUGAGGACAGCAACAAGAACCAAAUAAUGUUGAUCAAAGAUUGGAAAGAUCUUGUCAGUCAGGUUGGAGAUAACCAAGCAUUGCUACAAUCUCUGAAGGAUUCACCCUAUUACAAGAGUUUUGAAGACAAAGCAUCUGUGUGGGAACAGCGUUUGGCUGAUUUGGAUGAAUACCUACACAACUUGAAUCAGAUCCAGAGAAAAUGGGUCUAUUUGGAACCCAUCUUUGGUAGAGGUGCUCUUCCUAAAGAGCAAGGCAGAUUCAAAAGAGUUGAUGAUGAUUUCAGGAACAUUAUGAUGGAUGUGAGAAGAGAUAACAGAGUGUUGUCCAUUGUUAACAAAGCAGGACUGAGGAAUUUACUGACAACAAUGGUAGACCAGUUACAGAGAUGUCAGAAAUCUCUCAAUGAGUUCUUAGAGGAGAAGAGAAGUUUGUUCCCCCGAUUUUACUUCAUCGGAGAUGAUGAUUUGUUGGAGAUUCUGGGUCAGUCUACAAAUCCAAAUGUUAUCCAGACACAUCUGAAGAAACUGUUUGCUGGUAUACAUAGUGUACAGUUUGAUGAGAAUUGUCAACACAUCAUUGCCAUGAAGUCACUAGAUGGAGAAAUAGUACCGCUACAGAGAAAGGUCAAGAUAUUACCAGAAGUAGAGGUUUGGUUGAGCAAGCUGUCAGAGGAGAUGGUUGACACACUACAAGAGUUACUGAGAACUUGUCUCAAAGAUGCUCAGAGAGGUGACCUUGACCCUAACAAAUAUCCUUCACAGAUUCUGUGUUUAGCAGAACAGAUCAGGUUUACAGAGAGUUGUGAGAAAGCUGUAGCUAGUGGUGGCCUAUCAUCGUACAACAAAGAGCUAGACAGUCAGCUAGAAUCAUACACUAGUGUUGAUAUGUCAGAAAGUUCAGGAGAAACAGCUGGACAUGUGCUAGAACUCAAACUGAAGGCCCUGAUUCUGGAUACAAUUCAUGCUAUUGAUGUGGUUCAUCAACUACUGCAGGCAGGAACACGGUCUCCAGGAGACUGGAUGUGGCAGAAACAACUAAGGUACUGCAUGAACAAGAAAGGCUUGUGUGUCAUGAAAAUGGUAGAUUCAGAGUUUGAUUACACUUAUGAGUACCAAGGAAAUGCCCAGAAACUUGUACACACUCCACUGACAGACAAGUGUUAUCUUACUCUUACUCAAGGUAUGCAUAUGGGACUUGGAGGAAACCCUUAUGGACCAGCUGGAACAGGGAAAACUGAGUCUGUCAAAGCAAUUGGUGGUCUGUUUGGUAGACAGGUCCUUGUCUUCAAUUGUGAUGAGGGUAUUGAUGUGAAAUCUAUGGGACGUAUUUUCAUCGGAUUGGUCAAGUGUGGAGCUUGGGGAUGUUUUGAUGAGUUUAACAGAUUAGAGGAGGCUGUAUUGUCAGCUGUCUCUAUGCAGAUCCAAGUUAUACAGGAUGCCAUCAAAAAUAGAGCACCAACAGCUGAAUUACUUGGCAGACAUGUGAACAUAGACCACAAUUCAGGAAUUUUCAUCACCAUGAACCCUGCAGGUAAAGGUUAUGGAGGUCGACAGAAGUUACCUGAUAACUUGAAACAAUUGUUCAGACCUGUUGCCAUGUCCAAACCAGACAAUGAACAAAUUGCUGAAGUCAUCCUCUUCUCUGAAGGAUUCAAACAUGCAAAGGAGCUAGGAAGAAAAUUGGUGGCCAUCUUUAAUCUGUCCAAGGAGUUGCUGACACCACAACAACAUUAUGACUGGGGAUUAAGAGCUUUGAAAACAGUUUUGAGAGGUUGUGGUAGCCUUUUACAGAAAAGCAAGCAAGGAAAAGAAAAAAUUGAUGCAAAGCUGGAAGCCAAGUUAGUUGUACAAGCAUUGAGAAUCAACACUUUAUCAAAACUGACAUUCUCAGAUUGUGCUAGAUUUAAUGCAUUGGUCAAGGAUGUCUUCCCUGGCAUUGAAUUUAAAGACAUUGAAUUUGACAAACUGGCAGAAGCCAUCAGAGAAGUUUGCAAAGAACAGAAUCUAAAAGCAAAUGAAAUACAGGUGAAGAAGGCAUUGGAGCUUUAUGAACAGUUGAGACAGAGAACUGGUGUGGUGGUAGUAGGACCAAGUGGUUCUGGGAAGUCUACAUUAUGGAGGAUCUUACGUCAAGGAUUACACAAGAUUGGGAAGGAAGUUAAGAAGUACACAAUGAAUCCUAAAGCUAUGCAUAGGACACAGUUGCUGGGUUCUAUAGAUAUGGAUACCAGAGAAUGGACAGAUGGAGUACUGACUUACAGUGCUAGACAAGUUGUCAAAGAACCUCAAGAAAUCCAAUCAUGGAUCAUUUGUGAUGGAGAUAUUGACCCAGAAUGGAUUGAAUCUUUGAACUCUGUACUGGAUGACAACAGACUGUUGACAAUGCCAUCUGGUGAAAGAAUUCAGUUUGGACCCAAUGUUAACUUCCUGUUUGAGACACAUGACCUGAGCUGUGCUUCUCCUGCUACUAUCUCUAGAAUGGGAAUGAUCUUCCUCAGUGAUGAAGAUACAGAUGUGAAAGCUUUGGUCAGUUCUUGGUUAAGUUCUCAGCCAGACUCUGACCAACAGAUUCUAUCAGGAUGGAUAGAGGAUUAUUUCUACAAGGCUGUGGAAUGGGUUCUGAAAAGGAGUGACUUUGUAGUAGAUACAAGUUUAGUUGGCUGUGUGUUAAAUGGACUAUCACAUCUACACAAUGUUAGAAAUAAAGCUCACUUUGCUGUAUGUCUGAUACAUGGAUUGGGAGGAAACCUCAAUGAAGGAAGUAGGGAGGAGUUUGCAAAAGAGGUAUUUUCUUUGACACAAGAACAACCACCAGAAAGCAGACGUCCACUGGACACUUACUAUGAUGAAAACAUGGGACGUCUGAUGACCUAUGCUAUGGAGGUACAAGUGUUCCAAAAUGGGAGUGCCACUGAUUUAUCAGCAGACAAUUUUACAGCUAGUUCUUCAGCCUCACUGCCUGUCAUCAGAACAGCAGAUGUACAAAAGAAUCUGGACUAUUUUGCACCAUGGCUACAGGCAGACAACAAACAGCCAUUUAUACUGGUAGGACCAGAGGGAUGUGGAAAGGAAAUGUUGCUGAAGCAUUGUUUUGAACAGCUAAGAUCUACACAGAUUGCAAUAGUCCAUUGUUCAGCUCAGACCAAUCCUACCCAUGUUCUGCAGAAGUUAGGCCAAACUUGUAUGGUCCUAAACACUAACACUGGUAGGGUUUACAGACCAAAAGACUGUGAAAGACUAGUCCUUUACUUGAAAGAUAUCAACCUGCCCAAGCCAGACAAAUGGGGCACUUGUCAGCUAAUUGCUUUCUUACAACAGGUUGUGACUUACAAUGGCUUCUAUGACUCUAACUUAGAAUGGGUUGGUUUAGAAGGAGUACAGAUUGUAGCCAGUAUGAAUGCUGGUACAGGAUUAGGACGACAUAAACUGACCUCACGUUUUACUUCUGUUGUCAGGAUAUGCUGUAUUGGAUAUCCAAGUAAAGACCAGCUACAAACAAUUUACACAUCCUAUUUGACACCAAUAUUACAUAAACAGUUGAAAAAGCAUCCUGUAUGGGGGAGUGGAUCUAAGAUUCAUGCAUUAGCUGGUUCCAUGGUGCAGUUGUAUGAUCAGCUGAAGUCAAGGUUUACUGUGGAUGACUACAGUCAUUAUCUAUUCACACCUAGAGAUCUGACAAACUGGUGUCUUAGUCUGCUGAGAUAUGAUCUGAAUGCAGGAGCAAAGGAGGGAUCCAGUGACCACUUGCUAGAGAUAUGGGCCUAUGAAGCUAGAAGACUGUUUAGAGAUAAAAUUGUAGGCAGUGAUGGUCUGAAUAAAUUUGAUAGUAUACUGAUGUCUGUAAUCAGAUCUGAUUGGUCGACAAAUAUCUUUGAUAAUCUAGAAAAUGAUUUCUUUGUAACAUGGGGAGCUAGAACAGAAUCAGGAGCACCAUCAGUAGCAGCUGGAGCACCACUUCCACCCAUGGGAAAGUCAUUGGGAAAAUUAACUGGAGAUGAUCUAGUUUCUGUUGUUGAAAGAGGACUCAAACUGUACAGCAGAGAAAACAGAGAUUUAGACAUCUUAAUCUUCAAAGAAGUACUGGAUCAUAUGGCUCGUGUAGACAGGGUCUUGACAAAACCCGGAGGAUCUCUCCUUAUGGCAGGACAAAGUGGAGCAGGACGUAGAACUGCUGUUCUGUUGGUAGCCCACAUGCACAUGAUGCAGUUGUACUCUCCUAAAGUAUUUAGAGGGUAUAGCAUGAAACACUUCAAAAAUGAUCUGAAACAUGUGAUGCAGCUAGCAGGAAUUGAAGGAGAACAGGUAGUACUGUUACUAGAGGACCAUCAGUUUAUUGAACCUCAAUUCUUAGAGAUGAUUAACAGUCUGUUGUCCAGUGGUGAGGUCCCCGGUCUAUAUACCCCAGAAGAACUGGACCCUAUAUUGGCCCCAUUGAGAGAUAUGGCUUCAGAGGCUGGAUUUAGGGGAACUAUGAUCAAUUUCUUUGCUUCCAGAAUAAAGUGUAAUCUUCACAUAGCUUUGAUUAUGGACUGUACCAAUACUAAGUUUACAGUAAACUGUGAGAGUAACCCUGCUUUGUAUAAGGAGUGUGCUGUACAGUGGAUGGAGGGAUGGAGCAGGGAUAGUAUGAUUAAGGUACCUUACAUGCUAUUGACAAAGCCACCAAAGAUAGAAGGAGCCUCCAUUGGAGAAAAGAAGACACGACAAAGAAAGUUAUCUGGAGGAGAGGAACUCCUCAAAUGUUUCCUACAUGUACAUGAACAUUGUGCACAGUUAGGUCUAGGUGCCACACCAAGGAGAUAUGUAGCUUUCCUCAAUACAUAUCAACAGGUUUAUAAUAACAAGAAAUCAGGAAUUGAAAGAAGACAACAUCAUUUACAGGCUGGUGUUAGUAAACUAAAUGAAGCCAAACAACUUGUGGAUGAACUGAAGAGAAAAGCAGCAGAACAGAGUCAACAACUGGCUGUCAAACAGUCAGAGGCUGAUAAUGCACUGAAGGAAAUCACUGUCAGCAUGCAGAAUGCUGGAGAUCAAAAGAAUGAAAUGACAGUAUUGAAACAACAAGCAGCAGAGGAAGACAAAGUUCUUCAGAAGAGGAAGAAAGUCAUUGAUGUUGAGUUAAAGGAGGUAGAACCUCUGGUCCAGGAGGCUAAAGCAGCUGUAGGCAACAUCAGACCGGAUGCUCUCACAGAAAUUAGGUCCCUCAGAGCCCCACCAGAUGUCAUUAGAGACAUAUUGGAAGGUGUACUCAGAUUGAUGGGAAUAUUUGAUACAUCAUGGGUCAGCAUGAAAAGUUUCUUAGGAAAGAGAGGAGUAAAGGAUGAAAUUCAGACAUUUGAUGCUAGAAACAUUAGUCCAGAAACAAGAAAAAGUGUGGAAGAAGUUUUAAGAAAAAGUAGCGCCUCGUUUGAAGCAAAGAAUGCCAAGAGAGCAUCAGUAGCAGCCGAGCCGUUAGCAAUCUGGGUGAAGGCUAAUGUCAAAUUCUCCUAUGUUCUUGAAAAGAUUGGACCACUGGAAGCUGAACAAAAUGAAUUGAAAAGGAAUUUGGCAAAGGCACAGGGUAGAAUGGACAAAUUGAAGACAGCUUUAGAUGAAGUAGAUGCUAAAGUUGCCUCCCUUAGAAAUAGAUUUGAGACAUUUACCAAAGAAGCUGCUGAGUUGAAAAUAAAAUUAGACAGAGAAAAUGAAACCAUCAUUGCUGCUGAGACACUGGUGACCAAGUUAGACGGAGAAUACCAGAGAUGGAAUCAGCAGGUUGGUGAGAUGGCAGCAGAAAUACAAGAACUUCCCAAGAAAGCUCUUCUAGGUGCUGGUUUCAUCACGUACCUAGCUCAGGCUCCAGAGGAUGUCAGGAGGAAUUGUCUAAAGAGCUGGAUGGAGGCUCUAACUGUAGAGGGCUUUGACAUGAGGAGGUUCCUUAGUACAGAGAGUGAACAGCUGAUUUGGAAGUCUGAGGGAUUACCUUCAGAUGACCUGUCCAUGGAAAAUGCUUUGGUCAUACUUCAGAUCAACUCUAUAGAAGCUGGGAGUGCAUUAAGACCAUUCCUUAUAGAUCCAUCUUCAAGAGCCACAGAAUGGCUGAAAACUCAUUUAAAAGAAAACAGACUAGAAGUUAUUAAUCAACAGGAUGCUAACUUUUCCACCUCAUUAGAACUUGCCGUGAGGUUUGGUAAAACACUCAUCAUACAGGAAGUUGAUGGAGUCGAGCCUGUGUUGUAUCCUUUGUUGAGAGGAGACUUACAUGCACAAGGUCCCAGGUUUGUUGUACAGAUAGGAGAGAAGACCAUAGAUUACAAUGAGGAGUUCAGACUGUUCCUAACCACCAGAAAUCCUCAGCCUGAGAUCCCUCCAGAUGCUGCCUCAGUCAUCACUGAGGUUAACUUUACAACAACCAGGGCUGGUCUUACUGGACAGCUAUUGGCCAAUACUAUUCAGCAUGAGAAGCCAGAGUUAGAAGUAAGGAAGACCGACCUACUUAGGACAGAGGAAGAUCUCAAAAUACAACUGGCCAAGAUGGAGGAAUCUUUAUUAGAGGAAUUAGCAAGUGCAAAAGGAAACAUUUUAGAAAAUAAAGAACUAUUGGAUUCCUUGAAUAAGACCAAAGCCAGUAGUAUAACUAUUGCUGAAUCUCUAUCUGAAUCUGUCAGGCUGCAAGCAUCUCUUGAUCAGGAACGUAACACUUACCUUCCCUUGGCAGAGAGUGGAAGUAAACUAUAUUUUGUCAUCAGUGAUUUGGCUAAGAUCAACAACAUGUACAGAUUUAGUCUUGCUGCAUUCCUCAGACUUUUCAACAGAGCUCUUACAGCUAAACAGGACGGAGCUGGCACAGAUCACAGGAUUAAAGCCUUGUCACAGAGACUUAAGAUGUUGGUGUAUGAAUAUGUAUGUAGAUCAUUGUUUAAAGCUGACAGACUUAUGUUUGCCAUGCACAUGGUUCAUGGAACAAGACCAGAGCUGUUUCAGGAAAAUGAGUGGGAACACUUUACUGGAAUGUUAGUGGCUGAUGUUAAGUCUGAUGGACAGAAAGGUGCACCAUCCUGGGUUGACCAGGAGAGAGGUCAAGCAGUGGCUAACUUCAGGUCAAACUUCUCCCAGUUGUAUUCCAUAUUCAAUUUGGACGAUUCCUCCAUGUGGUCUAACUUCUCUCGCAGCAGUGAAUGUGAAAAUGAAUUCCCAUCGGCAAUAGAAAAGAAGACAUCUUUGUUCCAGCAAUUACUGGUUGUUCAAGCCUUCAGACCAGACAGACUUCAAACAGCCAUGGGUCACUUUGCCUGCAAGGCCUUAGGUAUGCAGGAACUAUCGCCACCAUCUGUGAAUCUUAAGAAGUUGUUUGAAAGUGAAACAAUUCCGAGUGAGCCUAUACUGAUAGUGAUCUCCCCUGGUGCUGAUCCUUCACAAGAAUUACAGGACUUAGCAACCUCGACCAUAGGCAGUGAUAAAUACCAUCAGGUUGCUAUGGGUCAAGGUCAAGCAGAUAUUGCUAUGCAGUUAUUAAGAGAAUGUUCACAAAAUGGAGAAUGGCUUUGUUUGAAAAAUCUCCAUUUAGUUACAGCCUGGCUUCCACAACUAGAAAAGGAAAUUAACACAUUGAAACAACAUGAGGACUUUAGACUGUGGAUGACAGCUGAAGUACACCCUAAGUUUCCUACUAUUCUCCUACAGAGCAGCUUAAAAGUUACUUAUGAGGCCCCACCAGGACUGAAGAGAAAUCUGAUGAGGACGUAUGAAUCGUGGAGUCCAGAGUAUAUCAGUAAGACAGGAAAUGUUGUCAGAUCUCAGGCAUUGUUUGCAUUAGCUUGGUUCCACGCUGUUGUACAAGAAAGAAGAAUGUACAUUCCACAGGGCUGGACCAAGUUUUAUGAGUUUUCAUUAUCUGAUUUAAGAGCUGGUGCAGAUAUAAUUGAUAGACUAUGUAAAUCUGGUUCUGAGGUACAAUGGCAGUUUGUCCAUGGUUUGUAUGAGUUUGCCAUCUAUGGAGGAAGGGUAGAUAAUCCAUUUGAUUUACGAGUGAUGGUGUCUUACCUUAAACAAUUCUUUGAUGGCAGUGUGUUAUCCAGCCAAUCCAGAAACAAACGUCUUGGAGCACUCAAACUUCCAUCAUCUACUAACUAUAGGGAUUAUAUUGAUGCUAUAGAAGAACUACCAGAGUUUGAUAAGCCAUCUUACUUUGGUUUACCAGAGAAUAUAGAAAGAUCUGCCCAGCGUAUUGUCAGUUCACAAGUUAUAUCACAACUGAAAGUUCUACAGAGAGCAGAUGUUAAAGCCAGCAAGUUUGAUAAGGAAGUCUGGGCUAAUGAACUAGGACCUGUACUGAAUCUGUGGAAGAAACUUAAUUCUGGAGCCAACAUAAUCCAAGCCAGAGUUUCGCCACCAUCAGACAAGACAGGACAGGAACUGCCUGUUGUAUCAUUCAUAAAAUUAGAAUAUUAUAAUGCUAUAAAACUGGUACAGAGUAUUCACCAGUCCUUAGCAUCACUCAGUAAGAUCAUCAGGGGAACCAUGUUAUUGACUUCAGAGGCACAGAAGCUAGCUGCUGCUCUACUUCAUCAAGAGACUCCUCUAGCAUGGUUGAGUAAUUGGGAUGGACCAGAAGACCCUAUACAGUACCUACGUGGACUAGUAUCCAGGGCUAUAGCCAUACAGACCUGGGUAGACAAGGCUACACAUAAUACCAUACUAAGAGAUACCUUGGAUCUAUCAGAAUUGUUCCAUCCUGAUACAUUUAUAAAUGCACUGAGACAACAAACUGCAAGAGAGUUAGGUGUAUCUAUGGACAGCCUGAAGUUUGGUGCCAGCUGGAAGGGGUCUAUUCAGGGAGCUAAAAUCCAGGUUAGAAUUGGAGGACUUCUGAUGGAAGGCUGUAGCUUUGAUGGUUCCAGACUGUCAGAGAAUCAGAGAGAUUCCCCCAGUGUAUCAGGAAUACCACCUUGUGUUAUUGGGUGGAUACCUAAGGAUUCCCCAGAUGCAUACAGUUUGGAUGACACCAUCUCUAUACCUAUCUACACCAGUAACGAGCGUGAUCGUAUCGUGGCGAAAAUGGAAGUACCAUGUGGUGGAAAUAAAAAUGUCUGGCUGCAGUGUGGUGCUGCUCUCUUCCUUAAAACUCAGUAACUCAACUGUUUUUAUUUUGAGACAUACAAUAUACAAUUAUGUUGCAUAUCCUGUUUAGUUAGAGUGAUAUUGUGCUGUUAUGUAUUCAUUUAUUUAUUAUUUGUUUGCUGUUAGAAUUGUAAUUCACCAAUCACUUUUACUUUUAUUUUUCCUAGAUUGCUUAAUUUAAAAAAUGAGUCAAAAAUAUAUUAAAUUGGUUUAUAUCAACUAUGGAAAUCAUUUCAAUAACGAAAGA
Molecule: messenger RNA, 13288 nt
Organism: Mytilus trossulus (common blue mussel)
Lineage: Eukaryota; Metazoa; Mollusca; Bivalvia; Mytilida; Mytilidae
Product: cytoplasmic dynein 2 heavy chain 1-like
Exons: 77
Coding region: 121-13053 (4310 amino acids)
Biological process (GO): microtubule-based movement
Cellular component (GO): dynein complex
Molecular function (GO): minus-end-directed microtubule motor activity; dynein light intermediate chain binding; ATP binding
Source: RefSeq, a predicted model, not a curated record